This is a messenger RNA of Lepus europaeus (European hare), 933 nucleotides long. It is a transcript of the gene HSD17B3, whose product is annotated as hydroxysteroid 17-beta dehydrogenase 3. Gene Ontology annotation, molecular function: oxidoreductase activity. Lineage: Eukaryota; Metazoa; Chordata; Mammalia; Lagomorpha; Leporidae. The record is from RefSeq and is a predicted model, not a curated record. Gene Ontology annotation, cellular component: endoplasmic reticulum. The coding region runs from base 1 to 933 and encodes 310 amino acids. The transcript has 11 exons.
AUGGGCGAGGCUCUGGAGCUGCUCUUGGUGUGUGUGGGGCUGCUCGUGUGCCUGGCGUGCCUGGGCCGGUGCGUCCGACUCUGCAGCUACACCUUCCGGAGCUACUGGCAGGUUUCGCCCAGCGCGUUCUUGCAGUCCAUGGGACAAUGGGCAGUGGUCACCGGAGCGGGAGAUGGGAUUGGAAAGGCGUAUUCGUUGCAGUUAGCAAAACACGGACUCAAUGUUGUGCUGAUCAGCCGGACGCUGGAGAAGCUGCAGGCCGUUGCCACAGAGAUUGAGAGGACCACGGGACGCAGCGUGAGGAUCAUACAGGCGGACUUUACCAAGGACGACAUCUAUGAGACUAUUAAAGAAGAACUUCGAGGCUUAGAAAUUGGCAUUUUAGUCAACAACGUGGGAAUGCUGCCGAGCCUCCUCCCGAGGCACUUCCUUAACACGCCCAAUGAGAUCCAGGGCCUCAUCCAUUGUAACAUCACCUCGGUUGUCAAGAUGACACAGCUAAUUCUGAAACACAUGAGGUCAAGGCGCAGAGGCCUCAUCCUGAACAUCUCUUCCGGGACAGCCCUCUUUCCUUGGCCUCUGUACUCACUGUACUCGGCUUCCAAGGCUUUUGUGUGUACGUUUUCCAAGGCCCUGCAAGCUGAGUAUAAAGAAAAGGGAGUCAUUAUCCAGGUGCUGACGCCCUAUGCUGUCUCGACCUCAAUGACAAAGCAUCUGAACACCAAUGUCAUCACCAAGACGGCGGAUGAGUUUGUGAAAGAAUCGCUGAAUUACAUCACGAUUGGAGAUGAGACCUGUGGCUGCCUUGCCCAUGAAAUCCUGGCGGGCUUUCUGAGCCUGAUCCCGGCGUGGGCCUUCUACAGCAGCUGGUGCCAAAGGCUGCUCCUGACGCACUACUCGGAUUACCUGAAGCAGAAUGCCAGGGUCAGCUAG